Messenger RNA from Phytophthora nicotianae INRA-310, 384 nucleotides. RefSeq lists its product as hypothetical. NCBI's taxonomy places the organism in Eukaryota, Oomycota, Peronosporomycetes, Peronosporales, Peronosporaceae. Bases 1 to 384 code for a protein of 127 amino acids. The record is from RefSeq and is a predicted model, not a curated record. The transcript has a single exon.
AUGGAGUUUGAAACGUGGCGUCGUCAGCUAAAAUCGUUUCAUGCUGCGGAGCUUAAUGCGGAUAUGUACGCCGAGUAUAUCGCGAUCGGCUGCUCUGCCUCCAUUUUAUUUUUCUUUGGCAAUCAUCCGCACUAUGCGCUUCUAAGACAGUCGUACACUACGACAGAACUUGCUGAUUUGUCGACUUGGCGCUUGAAUCAACUGAAGAUGCUAACGUUUCAACUGGGCAUCGAAGUCGUUGUCGACUACAUUUCGAUCGUAUUAGAGAUGGCAGCUGGUCUGGAGUUUGAUCACAUCAAAAAUCUGGGCUCGUUCCUUGCCGUAUUGUUCAUGGUUACGGCAGUUAUGAACAUUACGAUCUCGAUUGGUAUUUAUCUGAGCUGA